AUGCCCCUUGCUACAGAAGCAGCUCUGACUGGCAGUUGCCCCCGAGCUUUGUGGGUGACUGAGGACAACCUGUGUCGCUUUGGAGCACGUCUCUUCACACUCCUCGUCGAAGAUUUUGGGGUCAAGGGAGUGCAGGUUGAAGAGAUUUAUGAUCUGCAGAGCAAAUGCCAAGGCCCUGUGUAUGGGUUCAUCUUCCUGUUCAAGUGGAUUGAGGAGCGUAGAUCACGCCGGAAGGUCUCUACCCUGGUGGAUGAGACGUCAGUGAUCGACGAUGACAUCGUUAAUAACAUGUUCUUUGCUCACCAGCUGAUCCCCAAUUCCUGUGCCACCCAUGCCCUGCUGAGCGUCCUCCUGAACUGCAACAAUGUCGACCUGGGCCCCACGCUGAGCCGCAUGAAGGAUUUCACCAAAGGAUUCAGCCCUGAGAGUAAAGGCUAUGCCAUCGGCAAUGCCCCAGAGCUGGCCAAGGCCCAUAACAGCCAUGCCAGACCGGAGCCACGGCACUUGCCGGAAAAGCAGAAUGGUAUCAGCGCUGUGCGAACCAUGGAGGCUUUUCAUUUUGUCAGUUAUGUCCCCAUCAAGGGACGACUGUUUGAGCUGGACGGGCUGAAGGUCUAUCCCAUUGAUCACGGGCCGUGGGCUGACGACGAGGAAUGGACGGACAAAGCCAGGAGAGUAAUCAUGGAGCGCAUCGGCCUGGCCACCGCAGGGGAGCCGUACCACGACAUCCGCUUCAAUCUGAUGGCGGUGGUGCCUGAUCGGAGGAUGAAGUACGAGUCCAAACUGCACAUCCUGAAGAUGAACCGCCAGACUGUGCUGGAGGCCUUGCAGCAGCUUAUCCGAGUAACUCAGCCUGAGCUGAUCCAGACCCAGAAGUCUCAGGAGUCUCAGCCUCCGGAAGAGGCAAAGCCAGCCAGCAGCAAGACUGUGACUCCAGAGAGCGCCCAUCCAGAUGGCACUGAUGAGCCCGCCAGCCAGGGCCACCCUGCGGCCACGCAGAGCCCACCCAACAAAUCCAAACCGGUGGCAAAGACAGCAGCGAGCAGUAUCAACGGGGUGCCUCCAGCAAACCCCAACCCCAUCGUGCAGAGGUUGCCAGCCUUCCUGGAUAACCACAACUACGCCAAAUCCCCAAUGCAGGAGGAGGAAGACCUUGCAGCAGGAGUGGGUCGCAGCCGGGUCCCAGUCCAACAGCACCAGCAGUACUCGGACGAUGAGGAUGACUACGAUGAUGAUGAGGAGGAGGAAGUUCGUAACACCAACUCGGCCAUCAGGUACAAACGGAAAGGGCAGGUAAAGCAAGAGCACGGGACGGGGGCUGCGGACGGCCAGCUCUCCGUCCUCCAGCCCAACACCAUCAACGUCCUGGCUGAGAAGCUGAAGGAAUCUCAAAAGGAUCUUUCCAUUCCCCUGUCCAUCAAGACGAGCGGCGGGGGCGCCGCUGUGGCGGUGGUCACCCACUCCCAGCCCUCUCCCACCCCCAGCAACGAGAGCACGGACACCGCCUCCGAGAUCGGCAGCGCCUUCAACUCCCCGCUGCGCUCUCCCAUCCGCUCGGCCAACCCCACCCGCCCCUCCAGCCCCGUCACCUCCCACAUCUCCAAGGUGCUCUUCGGCGAGGAGGACGGCCUACUGCGCGUCGACUGCAUGCGCUACAACCGGGCCGUCCGGGACCUGGGGCCCGUUAUCAGCACCGGGCUGCUGCACCUCACGGAGGACGGCGUCUUCUGCCCACUGGCUGUUGCAGAUGGGGGGAAAAGCUCCCCCCCUUCCAUCAAACCCGGUGAAGAGGCCCCGGUUGCAAUCAAACUGGACGAGAAGGAGGGCAGUGAGGCCAGUGACAGCAAAGAGAAGGAGCUGCUGGCACUACUGAAGUGCGUGGAGGCAGAGAUUGCGAACUACGAAGCCUGCCUGAAGGAGGAGGUGGAGAAGAGGAAGAAAUUCAAGAUCGAUGACCAGAGGAGAACCCACAACUACGAUGAGUUCAUCUGUACCUUCAUCUCCAUGCUGGCCCAGGAAGGCAUGCUGGCAAGCCUCGUGGAGCAGAACAUCUCCGUCCGCAGGCGGCAGGGAGUCAGUAUCGGCCGCCUGCACAAGCAGAGGAAGCCGGACCGCCGGAAACGCUCCCGCCCCUAUAAAGCCAAGCGGCAGUAGCCUGGGAGUCGAGACUGUGAGAAGCAGCAGCUGGGCUUUGGGGCUUUGGGCAGUGACACUUGGAUCUAUGUUACGCUUUGCCCAAGGAAGAGGGACCACAGCGACAAGCCCUCGGCCAAGGUGGACCCUGGGGACAAAGAGAAAUCAGGUUUUCCUCCGAGCC
This is a messenger RNA of Nipponia nippon (crested ibis), 2317 nucleotides long. Lineage: Eukaryota; Metazoa; Chordata; Aves; Pelecaniformes; Threskiornithidae. The record is from RefSeq and is a predicted model, not a curated record.